Messenger RNA from Protopolystoma xenopodis, 291 nucleotides. Lineage: Eukaryota; Metazoa; Platyhelminthes; Monogenea; Polystomatidea; Polystomatidae. The record is from the annotation of a GenBank genome assembly.
AUGUUCUUAUUGACGACAACUAAUAUUCAGGGAACUGUAGAAAAGGAGGCGGCAGGACGGGGUCGAACAUUUCUCAUUGGUUUACUUGAGCAGGUAUAUCGAUUUGCACUGGGCAGUAUAGCCGGUGCUAUAGGAGCUACUGCAGUGUACCCCAUUGACCUGGUAAAAACACGUAUGCAGAAUCAGCGCACUGGCGCUGUUCUUGGCGAGUUGAUGUACAAGAAUAGCUGGGAUUGCUUUAAGAAGGUCAUAAGGUUUGUUUGGUCCUUUAUUAUCGCAAUUUUUCUCUAA